GAGAGAGAAAGAAGAGAGAGAAUAGAGAAGAGAGAAGAGAGAAAGAGAAUAGAGAGAGAGAGAGAACGAAGAGAAAACGAAGAAAGAAAAGAAGAGAAAGAAAGAACAAAGAGAAAACGAAAGAAGAAAACAAAGAAAGACGAAGAA
This is a messenger RNA of Oncorhynchus keta (chum salmon), 147 nucleotides long. RefSeq names its product troponin I-like. The annotation marks the transcript as partial. Lineage: Eukaryota; Metazoa; Chordata; Actinopteri; Salmoniformes; Salmonidae. The record is from RefSeq and is a predicted model, not a curated record. The transcript has 2 exons.